Molecule: messenger RNA, 1107 nt
Organism: Halichondria panicea
Lineage: Eukaryota; Metazoa; Porifera; Demospongiae; Suberitida; Halichondriidae
Product: syntaxin-7-like
Exons: 12
Coding region: 121-957 (278 amino acids)
Biological process (GO): vesicle fusion; intracellular protein transport; vesicle-mediated transport
Cellular component (GO): membrane; SNARE complex; endomembrane system
Molecular function (GO): SNAP receptor activity; SNARE binding
Source: RefSeq, a predicted model, not a curated record
UCCUGAACAUCGACAUGAACAAGAUCAAGAGGUAGUUUGCAAAAUGAAUGACAGAUAUAACAGCUAUCAAGAGUUUAAUGAUUUCUCCAACAUGGGUGACACAGUUUCUCAAGAUUUGUAAUGACUGAAAGCAUUCCACUACUAAAGUUACCCAGGCAGAGCAGAGGCCCGCCCUCACAAGAUGUAGCUCUGAAAGAGCUUCAGGAGAAUGUUCAACAUUUCUGCAACAACCUGACUACUAUGGAGAGAAGAGUUCGACUGCUAAAUACUGCCCAGGAUAACUCAAGACUCAGACAGGAAAUUAUCACACUCACAACGGAUACAGUUCAACUGGCAAAGAUUGCCGACAGUGCAGUUCGAAAGGUCAAGCAGUAUGCAAGGUCACUAUCUCCGGCGGAAAAGAUGCAAUUUGAUCGUUUGGUGAACACAUUUUCAUCUUCAGUUAGCAAGUUUCAGGAUAUUCAGCAGAUGACGUCCAAUCUCGAAAAAGAACUGAUCACAAAGGCCCGAUCAUCAUCAGUCAACAGGAGUGGUUCCUCUGGCAACAGUUUACCAGAGAGUGAGCGUGAAAAUGCAAGAUUGGUGGAUCACGACAUGUCUUCCCGAAUGUCCCAGACCCAGGUUGUGGUGGACACAGACACACUGGCGGUGGAGCAGAGAGAGAGGGAAAUGAGGCAACUCGAGCAUGACAUCACAGAUAUUAAUGGUAUAUUUCGAGACCUUGGCACUCUGGUGAAUGAUCAGGGAGACAUGAUCGACAAUAUUGAGGUGAACGUUGAACACACUGGCGUCAAAGUUGUUGCCGGUAAUAAGCAGCUGGAGAAAGCUGUCAGCCACAAGAGGUGUUCCCGGAAGCUCACCCUGUGUAUCGCCUGCUUUGCUGUUACAGGUGUUGUGAUUAUCCUCAUUAUAAUCAUCUCGCUCGUUUGUUCGCUGGGUAAAGUUUGCCACUCGUAAUGAAACGUUUGAAGCAUCAACAAUUUAGCAGAUCUGUUAUUGUGGUUGGUGUAGCUGUUGUUUUUAACCUGCGUGUGUUUUGUCAGAAUCUCUGUUUUUGUUCGCGCUCUUAGAGCUGCGUACUGCAAUAACUAUUUCUUUGUGCAUUGA